Messenger RNA from Haplochromis burtoni (Burton's mouthbrooder), 2025 nucleotides. RefSeq names its product transmembrane protein 238. NCBI's taxonomy places the organism in Eukaryota, Metazoa, Chordata, Actinopteri, Cichliformes, Cichlidae. The coding region runs from base 128 to 679 and encodes 183 amino acids. The transcript is spliced from 2 exons. The record is from RefSeq and is a predicted model, not a curated record.
UCAGGGCGGGGUUUGCGCAGUUGAUCACCGCACAGGUGUAAGAGUGUGGAAAUGUGCGUGCUGAAGAACAAGUUGUUUGAGCUACUCUGCGCCGUUACUUGGGCUCGGUUCUUGACUCUGCUCUGGGAUGGAUCGCCGCUUCGUGGGGAACUGCCCGCCGUUAUUCUUCCUCGCCCUCAUUUUUGACGUUAUUGGUCUGAUCGUACUGUUGGUCGGGAUUUUCGGAAACCUUAAGCUGGACGGCCGCUUCUAUGGAGAUUUCCUCAUCUACACGGGCUCACUCAUCAUUUUUCUCAGCUUAGUGUGGUGGGUACUGUGGUACACGGGAAACGUACAGCUUUACUCGGCUGACAGGACAAACUCCAUCAACUUAAGGUACUGGGCCAGGAAACUGUCCGAGAGGCUGUCCGUGAGCGGCAAGAAGCCCAUGGAAGCAGAUGACUUCAAGAAGAAAAGCAUGGGGAACGGGAAAGAGAUGAGCGGCACUGUGCGUGCGUCUGCGCCGCCUCGGGUUAUGUGGGAAGGUGGCAACUUAGUCUUGUCCGGCCAUGACAACAAAGGCUUUGAUGGAGGGACUGAGUGCGCAUCCCUAGCAUACAAAAACAUGGAGCUGGGGGUGCUGAGGAGCUCAGAUGUGGGUCUGCAGGCACAGGAUUGCAAACCAGAGAGGCUGCUCUGACAGAUCAUGGUGAUGACCGACUUUCCUGUUGUUUUGAAGGGUGGUUCUCACUCCUUCACCGUGCCUGAGCCACGUUCCAAAAACUCCAACAAACUGAAAAACCUGAGCUGAUGUCAUUUUUAAAAAAUAUAUUAUUAAAUAGGGGAGACAGUUUCUUAAUCAGGGAAGAGCCCCACAUCCACAUUAAGGAGACGGGCUGUGCACAUUGGAAGAAAAAGUCUUGGACAUAGUCUUUUUUUUUUUUUUUUUUUUUUGUGCACUGUUUUCAUGACAGAUGUCAAUUAUUUUUUUCAAUAAAGUGUAUUUGAAUGUAGUCAUUGCCUGAUUAUCUUCAUGGAUGACUGCUUAUGUCUGAUGCUCUCCUUUUUUUGAGUUCACCUUCUGUUCUGUAUGUCUAUUUUUUUUUUUCUCUCAUCAUUGUUGGACGCUGCCUGGUGUUUUUCUUUGUUGCUGUCUUCCUGGAUGCAGUAGGCUUUGUCCUCUUCUUCUUUGGUAUUUUCACUCCCCUCGACUUCUGGGAUUUCUUUGUCUUCUCUGGGCCACUCCUCAUGUGCUAGAGGAGUGGCACACAGCACCUCAGCCUGGUGUUGUGGAUCUUCUGGUAUCUUGGAAACCUAGAGGUACCAGUGGAAGACCUAUUACAUCACUGAGAUUCUCCAUUUGUGUCAUAAUUAGAAGCACAAAGCAGAUUUCUGGAUGGUGAUGUUGGACCAUGGAAUCGGCGCUGAAGCUUCAGGUGCAGAUCUUCACAUUUAAAGCAUUAUGUAGUCGAGAAUAAUUUUCCUUUAAUAAACAUCUCUAUAUUCUGUAGGGUGAAAAUUCUGAGCUUCAUCACAAUCUGAUAGGUGGAUAUUUGAUUCACCAACAAAAGAGAUGGAACCUUGACCUGAAAUGCUCCCUGUAUGCUGAGCACCUUAAACUCAGCAGCUGCACAUCAGCAUGUAAGACAUUCCCAAAGUAACAUUAGCAAGAGAGAAGAGACUAAAAGAAAAGUGCAAAUCACAAUGCUGUAUGCUUUAUUGUUGUGGUUGGUUAAUACUUCCUUGUGUUGCUUGUUUUACUUUACCUAACUUUGUUCUCAUUUUGUUUCUUGUCAUUUUGCAUGUUUGUUUGUUUUUUAGGGGUUUUUUACGCUGUUUGGUUUCUUACAUUAAGACAGUGACAUGGUAACUUCUUAUCACCUUCUGAUCAGGGACAUGUCCAGAGGGGGAUCACUUCGGUCCCCCACCCUCAAUCCAGCCCCAAUACCAGCAGGCUUAAACUACUACCGACGAACAACUAGCAGCCAGUGUCAGAAUGUACUUUACUGAAAUAUAGUUAUAAUGUACUUCAGCUUUAUUUUUGUG